ACAGAAAAAAAGUAAAAAAAAGGAAGAAAAACACUGUUGCGUCUCUCUCUUCCUCUUUCCCGUCUUCCUUCCUAAAAUCUUUAAAAUUUAACUGCAGAAAGCUUAAGCCCACCAGCUCGCCACCACUUUUCCUUCUCUGCCGUGUCUUCGAUUUUUCCUCCAUAGAUUGCAGACAAGGGAUUUGAGGAGAAACGGCUGGAUAGCUGCUCCAAAAGCUUGCUUGUCGUCUCUCUCAAGCUCGAACUCAGCAAGAGUGAGUCUUCCAGAGUAAAUGGCAACAUGCCCAUACUCUAAUCGUCACUUUAACUCUACAAUCAAUCAAAGCUCUGAAACCCCACCCUAAACCCCAAAAUCUCCAAUGUCUGACCCACAGGUAUGGAGGUGCAACACUUGCGGCAAUUUGGGCCUUGCUGACGGCUCUAAUGGCUUCUUCUAUUGCCUCCAAUGUGGCUCUCAGGCUGAGGACAUUGUUGAUACCGGCGUUGCCGAUGAGGACUUCGUCGACGCCGGCGGCGAAACAGGCGGUGCACUCUACAUAGCUAGUCACCGGCGCCAACGUAACCACUCCGUCAUCAAAGCUGAGUCCAUCUCCCAGUCCGAUUUCCUCCUCAAUUCUACUUGCCAGUCCGAGUUCUGGGCCUCCCUAAACCUAAACGAUGAGACUCCCAAGCAUGAUAGGGUUAAGACAGGGGAGUACGAUUAUGUUAUGGGACCCUUCAGCGCUGGUGUAGGACCCACGGAGCCGGAGGAUUUUGGUUGGGUCGGGAAGAGCGUUCCGAGCUUUGAGGAUUACUAUAAUGAGACAAGGAUUAGGUAUGUUAUGGGGUUGCAGCUAAUGAUAGAGUCUCAAUGUGAGGCUUUGGUUAGGGAGUUUAAGGUUAGCCCAUUGAUUUGUGGGUUCGCAGGGACCAUAUGGUUGCGGUUUGUAGCAGGGACUCGAGUCUUUGAUGAUGCUUGGGUUGAGGAGACUAUUCACGAAUCUGAGACUCAGGCACAUGGAGAAUCACCAACCGAUUUUAAGCCACGAUCUAAAUAUAAGGCAGAACCACAAAAUAUUUAUGGUCAACGAGCAGUAAUGAUAUGGUUUAGAUCACUGAGAAAGAGAAUACCGUUAACUUGCUCUUUAGCUGUUUCUUUUCUGGCUUGUCAUCUUGUGAGGGAAGCAAUUUUGCCAACAGACCUUGUAAAGUGGUCACUAGAAGGGAAGCUUCCAUAUUUUGCUGCUUUUGUUGAAAUUGAAAAUGUCAUUGGAAGGCCUUCAAGAGCCUGUCCUAUAAGUUCAAGUACAAUGUUUAGGCCUCGUGAAUCUGUUUCAGCACAGAAGUUAGAAUCAUUGGCAGCAUCAGUUGCUGAGUCCAUUUGCUUGGAUUUACCUCCUGUAAACUUCUAUGCCAUUGCUUCAUGCUAUCUCCAGAGAUUAUCUCUUCCUGUGGAAAAAAUUCUCCCUCAUGCAUGUCGCGUAUAUGAGUGGUCUAUGCCUCCAGAUUUAUGGUUAUCAACAAGCGAACUGAGGCUUCCUACUCGUGUUUGUGUAAUGUCAAUACUAAUUGUAGCUAUACGAAUUCUAUAUAAUAUUCAUGGUUAUGGAGAUUGGGAAAGAAGAUUAUCUAACGAUGGUGCAGCACCAUCCACAUCUUACUGGAAUGGAGAAUCAGAUCCCAGUUGCAAUCCGAAAAUGAGAGAUGAUUUUAUGAAUGGUUCUGGUUCUCCUCCUGACAUUGUAGAUGAUUCAGGUACAAACCCUGUUGAAAACACAUCACAUGCUCAGCAAUCUGAAUUGGAUGCUGCAGAGCUUUUGUACAACCUUGAAGCUAGAUAUAAUGAGAUUGCUGAAACCUAUGAAUACUCUAAAGACUUACCAACAUAUCUCCUGUACUGUAAGGAUGUGGUCUUUUCUGGUCUAGAACCAUCUUUUGAGGAUCGUGAAGAAGAAAAGAUGAUAGAACAGUUGUGGAACUAUUAUCAGAAUAACAAAGAUUCUGAAACAGCAAGUGAAAGAGAAAUGCUUUAUGGUAGUGGAGCUGUUAACCAAAAGAGACCAAGGACUGAUGAAGGAUGUACCAGCCGUCUUCCAAAAGAAAAAAAGAAAAUUAGGGAUGGAGAUGUUAGUGGCUUGUCCUCUAAUGAUGAUGAUUCUUACCAUAGAGGGAACCAACAAUGGAGCCAAAAUGGUGAUCAUUCUUUUGAUAGUUUGCAGCGUGGUCGAAACGCUGACUCUAAUGACCAAAUUUCAGCUGAGACUCUCAUGGAUGAAACUACAGAGACAACCAAAAAUGAAGCAAUUAGACGAAUUAAAUUAGACAUGGAGGAGAAUAAUUUCUGUUAUAUUCCACCAAGGGUCAACAUCAAAAGAUUUGAUUACCUCUUCUAUGUGAGAAAGAAGGAUGAGGGUGCCUUUACUUAUGCUGCCCAUGCUGAUUACUACAUAUUGCUUCGAGCAUGCGCAAAAACUGCUCAAGUUGAAAUCCGAUGUAUGCACAUUGGGGUAUUGAAUCUUGAGAGGAGGCUGGCUUGGUUGGAACAAAGGAUCAACCACUGCUUGCAUUUGACCCCUCCAAUUGUCUCAUGUGAGUUGUGUAGUGGCAUGGGCCAGGGAAAUGCUACAGAUGAAUAUGGUUUGGGAAUUUCAAAUUUGAAUACAUAGUUCUUUUUAAAAUGA
Messenger RNA from Ziziphus jujuba (common jujube), 2659 nucleotides. RefSeq names its product TATA box-binding protein-associated factor RNA polymerase I subunit B. Bases 359 to 2644 code for a protein of 761 amino acids. Gene Ontology annotation, biological process: RNA polymerase I preinitiation complex assembly; nucleolar large rRNA transcription by RNA polymerase I. Lineage: Eukaryota; Viridiplantae; Streptophyta; Magnoliopsida; Rosales; Rhamnaceae. Gene Ontology annotation, molecular function: RNA polymerase I core promoter sequence-specific DNA binding. Gene Ontology annotation, cellular component: RNA polymerase transcription factor SL1 complex; RNA polymerase I core factor complex. The transcript is spliced from 5 exons. The record is from RefSeq and is a predicted model, not a curated record.